AUGGAGACUGCUACUACUACAAAGGACGUGACUGACGCGGGGAACCGUAAACGUAAGAUAACAACCACUGCACCACCUUCUGGCCUGAAACGUGGUACCAAACUCUCUCGUCCUGCUGCUACUGUAAACACGAAUGUAUCGAAUGGUAUGACACCGCCCGUGGUCACACCACAGGGCUCUAUUUACACGUCAGACCGAUUCAUUGAUCACCAACGUGCCAUGCUUAGCGCUGAUGUUGCCCCUACACCUCACGGACCCGUGGAGCAGAUGCCACCUACGCCUGCAUUUGUUAAUCGUAACGGCUUUGGUCAUACACCCGAAGGUUUCUCUUCUACACCAAGUGACGGCUUUCCAUCGAAUAGUAUGGCACAGGUCGGGUCAGCUACAACACCUGCAGACGAUAACCAGACGGCUGGUGGCUCUACUGGCUGCUCGUCACAUGCAGCUACACCUUCCCCAAUGCCUCGUGCGGCGCCACUGAAUCUUCGCAAUUUUGCCAACUGGGACGUUGGCAGCCGCUAUACGCUCGUACGACUGCUUGGCAAAGGGUCCUAUGGACAGGUCGCAGAGGCCUUUGAUACCGAACGCCAGAGAAAAGUGGCGAUCAAAAAGAUUAUCAACGUCUUUGACCAGGAGAUUGACUGCAAGCGACUGUACCGUGAGAUCUACAUCUUGCGUCGUCUCAGCCAUUCUCAGGUGAUCAAUCUGAUCGAUGUGAUCCCACCGGAAAAUUAUGAUACUUUUACGGACUUGUAUUUGGUGUUUGACUUUGUGGACACCGACCUACACAAGCUCAUCAUGAGCCCACAAUACUUGACAAUCCGCCACAUUCAAGUAUUUUUGUACCAGCUUUUAUGUGGUUUGAAGUACAUCCACUCGGCCAACGUGAUUCAUCGUGACAUGAAACCCGCCAACAUUUUGCUGAACGAAGAUUGCACUCUCAUGAUCUGCGACUUUGGCCUUUCUCGUGUGAUGGAGAGCGACAUGUCGAUGGAGGAACUGAGUAAGCACUUGUAUUCGCCAAAGGCCAAGUCACCUACUACAUCCGAUGGAGGAAUUACGUCGGCACCAUCUCCUGGAAGUGCCUCAUCGACACCAUCAUCGUCCGGGGAGUUUCCAAAGAUGCGGCGGCAGCUGACGAAACACGUCGUCACGCGGUGCAUGCAAGUUGAGAGUUGCCCGCGGUACCAGGAGCGUGUUCCGCUAUUUCCUGGACGGUCGUGCUUUCCUCUUAGCGCAGAUCGACCGACGACUUACUCGGACAAGCUGGAUCAGCUAAACGUGAUUUUUAACGUGAUAGGCACACCGGGCGAGGAUGAUAUUGGCAGCUUGGGUGAAGUCAAGCAGUAUUUGCGAAAAUUACCAAAGAAGGAGCCAAGGGACCUUCGUGAGAUGUAUCCAGGCGCUCCCGCUGAUUCACUUGACUUGCUCAAGCAAAUGCUAUCAUUUAAUCCUGAGUGUCGAAUUUCGGUCGAUAAAGCGCUGGCGCAUCCGUUCUUAGAGUCAGUACGGAGGGCUCAGUCUGAGACUGUAGAGGCCAAUCCGUUUGGAAUGGAGUUUGAGAACGUUCCUUUGAACAAGGAGGCUCUGAAAGCCCGUAUUUUUGAGGAAAUCAAAUUGUUCGGGGAUUGCAAUAAUCGAAGAUGA
Messenger RNA from Peronospora belbahrii, 1647 nucleotides. NCBI's taxonomy places the organism in Eukaryota, Oomycota, Peronosporomycetes, Peronosporales, Peronosporaceae. The record is from the annotation of a GenBank genome assembly.